Messenger RNA from Amaranthus tricolor (Joseph's coat), 2473 nucleotides. Its product is annotated as receptor-like protein 4. Gene Ontology annotation, molecular function: protein binding. The coding region runs from base 107 to 1972 and encodes 621 amino acids. The transcript is spliced from 9 exons. Lineage: Eukaryota; Viridiplantae; Streptophyta; Magnoliopsida; Caryophyllales; Amaranthaceae. The record is from RefSeq and is a predicted model, not a curated record.
AUGUCGCUUGACUCCCGCCAAUAUAGCCUUUUAUCUCUCCUCCUCAAAAUCUAGCCCCACUUCUGUUAUCAUUGACUUAACACACAUCAUCCGAUUCCCCACAAUCAUGUCUCCUCUCCUUCUCCUGAUCAUCUUUUUUACGCUCUUCCCCCUUUCUCUCUCUAAAAUCUCUUACCACAUUGACUGCGGUGGCUCCAACACUCUCGUCGAUCACUUUAAAACUACUUGGCUUUCCGAUCGUUUCUUCACUGGUGGUUCUACUUCCGUCGUUUCUGAACCUUUGCAUUUUUCUCUCCAACAAGAGAAGACACUUCGUUUCUUCCCUCCCACUACUUCUGGUCCCAAAAACUGUUACAUUAUUCCAACCUCCAUUAAUGGCGGUCGUUAUCUCAUCCGGACUUUCACUGUUUAUGAUAAUUACGAUGGCAAGAAUCGUCCUCCGAGCUUUGAAAUGUCCGUUGAAGGUACUGUGGUUUUCAGUUAUAAAUCUCCAUGGCCGGAAACUUACGCUUCAGAUGGUUCUUACUCUGAUCUCAUCGCUUACGUGUCUGAUGGAGAAGCUGAUGUUUGUUUUUACUCGAUUGCUACGGAUCCUCCUAUUAUUGGAACUCUAGAACUUAUUGAAAUCGAUACGGCGUCAUAUGAUUUUUCAUCUGAGUACGGGAAUAAUACAAUUUUGGUCAAUUAUGGUAGAUUCAGCUGCGGGCAAGAUCAGUGGGGUCCAGGGCUUACCAAUGACACUGAUAUAGUGUGGCGAUCGUGGCAGUCCGAGCUCAAGUUCCGGUCUAAGAACCUUAAGAGUGUGGAAAGAAUUUCGACUGCGAAGCCAAUCGCUGGGGCGAACCAGAAGCCGAAUUAUUUUCCGAUGAAGUUGUAUCAGAGUUGUGUGACUGUUGAGGCUUCAGGAGUUUUGGAGUACGAAUUGGAUGUGGAUGCUAAACUCGACUAUUUGUUGUGGUUUCAUUUUGCGGAGAUUUCUGAGAAUGUGACUAAGGCAGGGAAAAGAGUGUUUGAUGUGUUGGUGAAUGGGGUGAAUGUUCAUCGAUUGGAUGUUUUUAAGUCGGUUGGAGGGUUUAAGGCUUUUGAUUGGUAUUAUGUUGCCAAAAAUCUGACUAGUACUACUUUGAUUGUGAAUUUGAUUCCUGUUGUAGGAGAACCUAUUCUUUGUGGUUUGGAGAAUUACGCCAUUGUACCUAAUGAUCUUGCUACCGUUCCUGAUCAAGUUGUGGCUAUGAGGGCAUUGAAGCACUCGCUUCAAGUUACAGAUAGAAUGGGAUGGAAUGGUGAUCCAUGUGCUCCUACUACUUGGAAUGCUUGGGAAGGAGUUACUUGUCGUACUAACAAAGAUGGGAAUGCUCUUGUUAUAUCACAAAUUGACCUUGGGAGCCAAGGUUUGAAAGGAUACAUCACUGAUGAGAUCAGAUUCUUAGAGAACUUGGCUGUCUUGAAUUUGAGUUCUAAUUCUUUGGCGGGUACUUUGCCAGAGGGCCUAGGUCAACAAUCUCUUGUUAAGCUGGAUUUGUCGAAUAAUGAGUUUACAGGACCUAUUCCUGACAGUCUUGCUUCAUCCAAGAAUCUACGGCUUGUGCUGUUGAAUGAUAAUCAAUUGGAAGGACAAGUGCCAGAGCAGAUUUACUCUGUUGGUGUCCAUGGUGGAGCAAUUGAUCUCUCUACAAACAAGGGUCUGUGUGGCGUCCCUUCUUUGCCAGAAUGUCCUUUCCUUUGGAGAAAUGGUCAAUUGUCCAGUGGUGGAAAAAUAGCAAUCAGCAUAUCUUGUGUGGUUGUUUUCUGUAUACUGUUGCUGGUGACCUACAUAUGUAUCAGAAGGAGGAGGAAUGAUUAUGACUUUGGUCUACCGCAUGAGCUGACGUCAAUGGCUGCAAAAAGAAACCGCUAUCAUAGACAGAAAUCCUUGAUGGUCCUUGAAAUGGAGAGUCAGCAUGCCAAAGGUUUAAUACCAUCAUUGAAAUAGCCUCAAUAAUAUUGGACAUCUUUGGAUGAGAACAAGUUUUGUGGUAAUAUUCGUGGCUAACCAAUAGCAAAUACAAAAAGGUCUUACGAUAGCUGCUUAGACAUGAUUGAAGAGAGCUCACUACGAUGAAGAUUUUGAUUGGUUUGGCUUCUUCACAAUUUGUUGCGAACUGUGGUCACAAAACAAGGUAUAACUUGAGAAAUACAGUGCUUUUUAUUAGGGGAUAACAAAAGAGUGAAUGCCUCUGAUACUUGUAUGUAUUACACCCAAUUUUGGGGGCAAUUUGUUGUAUGAUGGAUGAUGUUAACAUCCAUUGUUGAAAUGGUUCAAAAAUUCAAUCAUGGGUUCAACCUGUUGAUGGUCCCGAGUUCCGACUGCAAACUCCAUUGUCUAUUGUCAUUCUGUUUAUCAUCAUCUUAGCUAUGUAGUCUUGUGUAAAAAUUAAAUUUUUUGUAUAUUCUUUGUGGUCUGUCAGCUUAAUACUCUAUUUUGUUUCACCAA